Molecule: messenger RNA, 2243 nt
Organism: Lacerta agilis (Sand lizard)
Lineage: Eukaryota; Metazoa; Chordata; Lepidosauria; Squamata; Lacertidae
Gene: ATL2
Product: atlastin GTPase 2
Exons: 13
Coding region: 86-1840 (584 amino acids)
Biological process (GO): endoplasmic reticulum organization; protein homooligomerization
Molecular function (GO): GTP binding; GTPase activity
Source: RefSeq, a predicted model, not a curated record
AUCUCGGCGGGCUCGGCGCGCGCGCCGAUAAAGGGCUCGCGGCGGCGUUUGACGUCACGGGGAGUUAAUUUUAAACCUGGACAAGAUGGCGGAAGGGGACGCGGCUCGGUUCGGGCAGCGAGUAGAGCUGCCCCGGCUACAGCCUGACUUGGCAGGGGAAAACUUUGUGGACGCAGAAGAGAACGCCUUUUUGGAUACUGAUGAAGAGGUGGUUACAAAGAAGCCAUGCCCAAUACAAAUUGUUCUUGCUCAUGAAGACGAUCAUAACUUUGAACUGGAUGAGUCAGCAUUGGAGAGAAUUUUGCUUCAGGAACACAUAAGAGAUCUCAAUAUAGUAGUUGUUUCUGUAGCUGGUGCAUUCCGUAAAGGCAAAUCUUUUCUCUUGGACUUUAUGCUUAGGUAUAUGUACAACAAGGAAUCAUCUUCUUGGAUAGGUGGAAGCCAAGAGCCUUUGACUGGGUUUACAUGGAGAGGAGGGUGUGAGAGAGAAACAACUGGAAUUCAGAUUUGGAGUGAAGUGUUCGUAAUUCCCAAGCCUGAUGGGACAAAGGUUGCAGUAUUGCUAAUGGAUACCCAAGGUGCCUUUGAUAGCCAAUCAACUAUCAAAGACUGUGCAACUGUAUUUGCUUUGAGCACCAUGACAAGUUCGGUCCAGGUGUACAAUUUAUCACAGAACAUUCAAGAAGAUGAUCUUCAGCAUUUGCAGUUGUUUACAGAGUACGGAAGGCUAGCUAUGGAAGAAAUUUAUCAAAAGCCAUUUCAGACACUAAUGUUCUUAAUUAGAGACUGGAGCUAUCCUUAUGAACAUCCAUAUGGCUUAGCUGGAGGAAAACAAUUUCUAGAAAAAAGGUUACAGGUUAAGGUGCACCAGCACGAAGAGCUCCAGAAUGUAAGGAAGCACAUUCACUCAUGUUUCAGUAAUCUUGGCUGUUUCCUGUUGCCACAUCCUGGUCUUAAAGUCGCAACAAACCCAAGCUUUGAUGGGAGGCUAAACGACAUUGAUGACGACUUUAAGAGUGAGCUACGGAAUCUGGUUCCAUUGCUGCUUGCUCCUGAAAACCUGGUAGAGAAAGAGAUCAGUGGCUCGAAGGUGACAUGUAGAGAUCUUGUGCAAUAUUUCAAGGCUUAUAUUAAAAUCUAUCAAGGAGAGGAACUGCCUCACCCUAAGUCAAUGCUCCAGGCAACAGCAGAAGCCAACAACCUUGCUGCAGUAGCUGGAGCAAAAGAUACUUACAACAAAGGAAUGGAGCAGGUUUGUGGAGGAGAUAAGCCUUAUAUUGCUCCUGCAGACUUAGAGCGAAAGCACCAAGAUCUUAAAGAGCUUGCCAUAAAACAGUUCCGUUCUGUGAAAAAGAUGGGAGGUGAGGAUUUCUGUCGCCGUUACCAGGACCAGCUUGAUGAAGAGCUCGACGAAGUCUAUGCAAACUUUGUGAAGCACAACGAUGGCAAGAACCUCUUCUAUGCUGCCCGUACCCCUGCUACUCUCUUUGCUGUUAUGUUUGCUAUGUACAUAAUCUCAGGACUGACUGGCUUCCUUGGAAUGAACUCCAUAGCUACCCUAUGUAACCUUGUAAUGGGGGUUGCACUCGUCUCCCUUUGUACUUGGGCAUACGUUAAAUACUCUGGGGAAUUCAGAGAAGUUGGAACACUCAUUGAUCAGAUGGCUGAGCUACUAUGGGAUCAGAGGAGUCCCAAGAAGGUGAGAAUAUCAGUGGGGACUGUCUUUAACACCCAGACUGCUUUCCCCUUCCCCCUGCUCUCUGCCAACUGCUUUUCUAACAACUCGCUUCCAUGUUUUAGGUGUGUUCCAAAUUCUUUGAAGUUGUUAGACGUCGAGUGAUUCGCCGUGCUCUUACCUCAGCACAACGGCAGCGGCUCUCAUCCAACAAUAACAAGAAGAAAAAUUAGCCAGUAUUUUUAACCUUUUCUUUCUCUUUUCUUUCUGAAGCGUUCACACUUAACUCGCAUAGACAAUAAGCAGGACCAUCUGGCCCACUUUACGUAAAUGAUAUAAACAUACCAGGUUGACGCUGCAUUAUAGGGUAUGAAAUUGCACCUGAUGCUCUAGGAAUUGUAAAGUGAUUUGGAUUCAGUCAAAUACUACAUAGGAGGAAACCACUUAAUGCUCUGGAAAUUAUUAACCAUAUGCUGGUAGCCAAACUCAUCUUUUUUUUCUUUUUGUAUUAUACUUUGGGAUGCAUUUCAUACAUGAUUUUAAUUUGUUUUUCUGUCUAAUUUUUUAU